This is a messenger RNA of Leucoraja erinaceus (little skate), 5210 nucleotides long. Its product is annotated as exportin-1-like. NCBI's taxonomy places the organism in Eukaryota, Metazoa, Chordata, Chondrichthyes, Rajiformes, Rajidae. Bases 1980 to 5183 code for a protein of 1067 amino acids. Gene Ontology annotation, biological process: ribosomal small subunit export from nucleus; ribosomal large subunit export from nucleus; protein export from nucleus. Gene Ontology annotation, cellular component: nucleus; cytoplasm. Gene Ontology annotation, molecular function: small GTPase binding; nuclear export signal receptor activity. The transcript is spliced from 25 exons. The record is from RefSeq and is a predicted model, not a curated record.
UUUUAAGGUGGAGGUUGGCAGAUUUUUGAUUAGUACGGGUGUCAGGGGUUAUGGGGAGAAGGCAGGAGAAUGGGAUUGAGAGGGAACGAUAGAUCAGCCAUUGUUGAAUGGCAGACUAGACUUGAUGGGCCAAAUGGCCUAAUUUUGUUCCCAGAACUUAUGAGUAUGAUUGGAUAGUUCGGUUUGCAGAGACUACCGAAGAAACAGUCUAUGAUAAGGUGAGCAAGCAGAAAGUCCCAGGAAUGGCUGAGGAAAGGGGUGGGGUGGAAUAAUCCACAUGUUGAAGUUGUAUGAGACGUUGGUGAGGCCGCAUUUAGAGUAUGGUGUUCAAUUCUGGGCACUGUGUUAUAGGAAAUAUGUCGUCAAGCUGGUAAGGGUGCAGAGAAGAUUUAGGAGAAAGUUGCCAGUACAGGAGUAGAGGAUGUGAGCUAUAGGGGGAGGUCGAGUAGGCUGGGUCUAUUCCUUGGAGCACAGGAGGAUGAGGGGUAAUCUUAUUAUAAAAUCAUGAGAGGAAUAAAUUGGGUAGUUGCACAGAAUCUCUUGCCCAGAGUAGUGGAAUCGAGGACCAGAGGACAUGGGCUUAAUAAGGUGUAGGGGAAAACAUUUAAUAGAACCGCACGGAAACCUUGGGUGGGGCAUAAAGUGUCCAGAGGUUUCCGUUCAGGUUUCGUAAGUGGGACAGGGGCAUUAGACAGGUACAAGGAUAGGACAGGUUGGUGGGAGUAGUGUAGCUGGAACAUGUUGGCCGGUGUGGGCAAGUUGGGCUGAAGGGCCUGUUUCCCCACUGUAUCACUCUUAUGACUCUAAACAUACAACCAAAAACUGUGAAAAUGUCUUCAUUCAAUCUCAGUGUCUAUACAUUCAAUAGUGUCAUACCAGAGCCAAGUGUUUUAUUGUCAUAUGUCACAGAUGGAACAAUGAAAUUCUUACUUGCAGCAGCACAAUAGAAUAUGUAAACAUGGUACACUGUAAACAAUAAAUGGAAAAAAAGUUCUCACACACACACGAACUCAUAUACAUGCACAUAAAAGCAAACAAAUAAAUAAAUGAACAAACAAUAAUAGUGUUCGCGCCUAUCUUUAAAAGAAGAUAUCUUAAAUUCAUUUUAUGGUUUAAGAAGGUUGCUUAAAUUGUUUUUUAUUAAUCAAAAUUAACUUUAUUCAGAAUAAAAAAUAAACAGAAAACAAUUAGCGUUGUACUACCCGGCACCCUUGCCACUCUAUUCCUUUUCUCCAGAGAUGCUGCAUGACCCACCGAGUUACUCCCAAUUUUUCGUGUCACCCUUGCCACUCAUGUGCCCCCCUGGGGUGCUAUCUUUUCCCUCAUUUGAGGGGUGACCUAGGUACCUUAAAUUCAGCAAAGGACAUGAUCACAAGUCAUUUCCCUUCGUAAUAUUCAGAGAAGUGCGUUUGCUCUCGGGUCGACAAACGUGGUGCCCCACCAGAUGGAUGGGGCGGGUUAAUGCAUGAAACAAAAACAAAAAACCCCACUAUCCUCGAAUGUGCCGCCUGGGAAGAAAGCUGUGCGGUAACAUUUCAAAACAUCUCCGAACGAAAAUAAACAUGCACAAAAAAGGAAAAGAACAUCACGCUUUGUCUUUUUUUACCCCCAAGCAGCACUCGUUCCAAACCAUCAUGUGAUAAGGUGUACACGUCUUUCACAUGACCUCCCUCCUCCAACCACCCCACCCGAGCCAGUCGUGCCAAUAUUUUUUUUGUUACAACCAGCGCUGUUCGAAGGGAACUGUUCCCCCCCCAAAAGCAACGUUGUAUGCAAUCUUGCGACAGUAUCCAGCGGGUUGAUCUUCAAUUCCUAAAGACUACAUGACAGUUCUUGGUGGAGCGAGCCUCUUAAUUAAAACCAAUUGCCCAAGUUGGGGGAAUGCUCGGUAUGUGUGUUGGGGCAACGUUCAGGAACCUCCACUGAAUAUAAUUGAAUGGAACGUUCCACUUUGGCAUUGCAGCAGUUGAAAGGACCCCAUGCCAACAAUCAUGACCACCGAUCACCCCGCACGUCAGCUUUUGGAUUUCAACCAGAAGCUUGACAUCAACCUGCUGGACAACGUAGUAAAUUGUUUGUAUCACGGGGAAGGCCCCCAGCAACGAAUGGCACAAGAGAUAUUAACUCAUUUGAAGGAGCAUCCCGAUGCGUGGACCAGGGUGGAUACCAUACUAGAGUUUUCUCAGAACAUGAACACAAAGUACUAUGCCUUGCAAAUACUGGAAAAUGUGAUUAAAACACGUUGGAAAAUACUCCCCAGGAAUCAGUGUGAAGGAAUAAAAAAGUAUGUCGUGGGUUUAAUAAUUAAAACGUCUUCAGAGACCUUGGAGAAAGAUAAAGUUUACCUUGGAAAACUGAAUAUGAUUCUUGUACAGAUUCUCAAACAUGAAUGGCCCAAAAAUUGGCCCACGUUUAUAAGCGACAUAGUGGGUGCCAGCAGAACCAGCGAGUCUCUGUGUCAGAAUAACAUGGUUAUUCUCAAGCUGCUCAGUGAAGAGGUGUUUGAUUUCUCCAGCGGGCAGAUGACACAGGUGAAAGCCAAGCAUUUAAAGGACAGUAUGUGCAAUGAAUUCUCACAGAUAUUUCAGCUCUGUCAGUUUGUGAUGGAGAACUCUCAGAACGCCCCUUUAGUCCACGCGACACUGGAGACUUUGCUACGGUUUCUGAACUGGAUCCCUUUAGGUUAUAUCUUCGAAACCAAACUCAUCACUAGCUUGGUGUACAAGUUUCUGAAUGUGCCCAUGUUUCGGAAUGUGACAUUGAAAUGUUUGACUGAGAUUGCUGGCGUCAAUGUCAGUCAGUACGAUGAACAGUUCGUCUCGUUGUUUACAUUAACGCUCAUCCAACUCAAACAGAUGCUACCUGCCAAUACAAACAUCCGGCUGGCUUAUGCAAACGGAAAGGACGAUGAGCAGAAUUUCAUCCAGAACUUGAGUCUCUUCUUGUGCACUUUCUUGAAGGAACACGGCACCUUGGUGGAAAGGACAAUGGAGCUCAGAGAGGGACUCUUAGAUGGUCUACACUACAUGAUCCUGAUCUCGGAAGUGGAAGAGAUUGAGAUUUUCAAGAUUUGUUUGGAGUAUUGGAAUCACUUGGCGGGAGAACUUUACCGGGAGAAUCCCUUCUCCAUCAGCGCCUCUCCAGCUCUGGGCAAUCCUCACAGCGAUGUCCCACCGAGAAGGCAGAUCUACCUACCGGUCCUAUCAAAGGUGAGGCUUAUCAUGAUCAGCCGAAUGGCGAAACCAGAAGAAGUGCUCGUUGUGGAGAAUGAACAGGGGGAAGUGGUUCGGGAAUUCAUGAAGGACACGGACUCCAUCAAUUUAUACAAAACUAUGAGGGAGACACUUGUCUACCUCACGCAUUUAGACUAUGCAGACACCGAGUGCAUCAUGACUGAAAAGCUGCACAACCAGGUGAAUGGCACGGAAUGGUCGUGGAAGAACCUCAACACCUUGUGCUGGGCCAUCGGCUCCAUCAGCGGAGCCAUGCACGAGGAGGACGAGAAACGGUUCCUUGUCACCGUCAUCAAGGAUUUGUUGGGUCUUUGUGAGCAAAAGCGUGGGAAGGAUAACAAGGCCAUCAUUGCCUCGAAUAUAAUGUACGUGGUGGGGCAGUAUCCCCGGUUCCUGCGAGCUCACUGGAAGUUCCUGAAGACUGUGGUGAACAAGCUCUUCGAGUUCAUGCAUGAGACACAUGACGGCGUGCAGGAUAUGGCUUGUGAUACAUUCAUCAAGAUCGCACAGAAGUGUCGGCGUCAUUUUGUGCAGGUGCAGGUGGGAGAGGUGAUGCCUUUCAUCGAUGAGAUCUUGACCAACAUCAACACCAUCAUAUGCGACCUGCAGCCUCAUCAAGUCCACACGUUCUAUGAAGCUGUUGGCUACAUGAUUGGAGCACAAACUGAUCAGACGGUGCAGGAACAUCUGAUUGAGAAGUACAUGCUUUUGCCUAACCAAGUGUGGGACAGCAUAAUUCAGCAAGCAACCAAGAACGUGGAUAUACUGAAGGACGCGGAGACGGUGAAGCAGCUCGGCAGCAUCCUGAAGACCAACGUGCGAGCCUGCAAGGCCGUCGGGCACCCGUUUGUAAUCCAGCUGGGACGGAUCUACCUGGACAUGCUCAACGUUUACAAGUGUUUGAGUGAGAAUAUCUCGGCUGCGAUCCAAGCUAACGGUGAAGUUGUUACCAAGCAGCCGUUGAUCAAAAGCAUGAGAACGGUGAAGAGGGAGACGCUGAAGCUAAUAUCUGGGUGGGUGAGCCGAUCUUCCGACCCACAGCUGGUUGCGGAGAACUUUGUGCCGCCGCUACUUGACGCAGUGUUGAUCGACUACCAGAGGAACGUCCCUGCAGCUCGGGAGCCUGAGGUAUUAAGCACCAUGGCCACCAUAGUGAACAAACUGGAGAACCACAUCACCGCAGAGGUCCCGCAGAUCUUUGACGCCUUGUUUGAGUGCACUCUGGAAAUGAUCAAUAAGGAUUUUGAGGAGUAUCCAGAGCACAGGACUAACUUCUUUCUGCUUCUUCAAGCCGUCAAUAGUCACUGUUUCCCAGCUUUCCUGAACAUACCUCCAGCCCAGUUCAAAUUGGUCCUUGACUCCAUUAUCUGGGCUUUCAAACACACCAUGAGGAACGUGGCUGACACAGGUUUGUCUAUUCUUUAUACGCUGCUGCAGAACGUUGCACAAGAGGAAGCAGCUGCACAGAGCUUUUACCAAACCUAUUUCUGCGACGUUCUCCAGCACAUAUUCUCAGUGGUGACGGAUACGUCGCAUACCGCAGGGUUGACGAUGCACGCUACCAUCUUGGCAUACAUGUUCAGCUUGGUGGAAGAUGGCCGCAUCACUUUGUCUUUGAGCCCAGCUACUCCCAACGUGAACAAUCAGAUCUUCGUGCAGGAGUUUGUGGCCAACCUGCUGAAAACUGCCUUCCCUCACCUCCAAGAUGCACAGAUUAAGAUUUUUGUGACUGGCCUGUUCAGCUUAAACCAAGACAUUCCAUCAUUCAAAGAACAUUUGAGAGAUUUCCUUGUCCAGAUAAAGGAAUUUGGUGGAGAAGACACCUCGGACUUGUUCCUGGAGGAGAGGGAAUCGGCCCUGCGGCAGGCCCAGGAAGAGAAGAGAAAGCAGCAGAUGACAGUGCCUGGGAUAUUGAACCCACACGAAAUACCCGAGGAGAUGUGCGACUGAGUGAUCCCAAAGUGUGAAAGAGAAGAG